This is a messenger RNA of Capsicum annuum, 2663 nucleotides long. RefSeq names its product protein PTST homolog 2, chloroplastic. The record is from RefSeq and is a predicted model, not a curated record. NCBI's taxonomy places the organism in Eukaryota, Viridiplantae, Streptophyta, Magnoliopsida, Solanales, Solanaceae. The coding region runs from base 753 to 2294 and encodes 513 amino acids. The transcript has 8 exons.
AGUAUGAUUUACACUAGUUUCCCAAAUUAGUAACUUCAUCCAAAACCAUGUGAAAUCCAAAUACUCGGAGAUGCCAAAAAGCCAUAGACAGACAAUAUAUAUAUGUCAGUUUCUAUUUACACGACUUUCCUUCUCCAUCAUUACGACUUUGGAAAGACUGCCUUAACCCCCACCCUCCACCUCAACCCCCAAAGGAUAGACAAAGACCAAACCUUGAAAAAUACCGGUCAGAAUUGGGAUCUUGGGAGUUGGGUAGCUCACAUAGUGUUUUGGGAGUUGUGGGAAAGAAUCUUUAUGUAUAUAUAUUUAUUUCUUUAUAAACUUAUGUGAAAACAGUCUCUUACAAUAAAUAUGGGAUAUAACUGCUUUUAAAAUAAAUUUUGUGAUUCGACUUUUUUUGUUUUUUCAGUACUUAUAGGGAGUUUUGGUACAGCUGCUUUAUAAUAAACUCUUGUGUUCAGUCUUUUUUUUAUUUUUGUGCAUAGUGAGUUUUAGUGCAACAAACUGUGCUUUUUCAUUCUUUAAAAACUCUACACAAAUAGUACUGAAGCUUCCGCAUUUGUUGUACUGCUGCAUUGUUCCUUGCUUCACUUUCUUGGUUUAACUUUACUGCUAUCGUUUUGCUACUCUACACAAAUAGUACUGAAGCUUCCGCAUUUGUUGUACUGCUGCAUUGUUCCUUGCUUCACUUUCUUGGUUUAACUUUACUGCUAUCGUUUUGCUUACCAUUUGUUCGAAGAAAUGCCUGAACGAUGGCUUUUCUCAUUUCGACACGAACCCAGUUUGCAAAACCUCAUUCUUUGAAUUUCCUUUCUACCCCUCGUGAUUUUUUUGGCCUAAAUUCAAGAAGAAGACUUCAUUUUUGGAGAAAGAAUUCUGACGUUUUUGGUAAAGAAAUGUGUUCUUUGAAGUUUCUUGAACCAACAAAGGGUAAAGAAAUUUGUUCUUUGAAGUUUCUUGAGCUAAGAAAGGGUAAAGAGGAGAAUUUUGUACGUUGUUGUUGUGGAGAAGGGUCGGAAAGUGAAGGUGAUAUGAUUUUAGAGGCGGAAAUUUUAGCGUUCAUGGAGAAAUCUGAGAGCCCAAAUGCAUUUCCAACAAGGAAAGAUUUGGAAAAUGCGGGUAGGGUUGAUUUGAUUGAGGCUAUUAAGAAGAAGGGUGGGUGGUAUUCGUUUGGUUGGGAGUCGGAAGAGGAACCCCACAUUGAGGCUGAGGAAAUGGAUGUUGAUAUGGAGGAGUUAAGAAGAAGAGUUGAGAAAUAUCAAGAAAGUGAUUCUUUAAGAGGAAAUGCAGGUUCUCGUUCUGAUUUUUCGUUUGGGAAUGAAGAUUCUCAGCCAGCUUCCUCUUCUGGUAGAUCAAUAGAAGCUGCAGUUGAGGAAGAAAGAGUGAUUGAAGGGAUUGACGGGAUAUUGAACCGAUUAGAGAAAGAGAGGAUCUCAUCUCUUCGUAUUAAUACGAGCAAAUAUGGAUAUGGAGCUAAUCGUUCAAGUAGGGAUAACAUUGAUAACAGAAGCUCUGGAACCACUACUACAGACAGGACUGACCUGGGAAAAAAUGGAACCCUCACGACAUGCAGCCCCAAGAAAGGCGGUUUAAGUGAUUCAGGAGGGCAGCUUAACCACAAAUACACACCAGAUAUGUGGAGAGCCUGGAGCACCCAACGUGCAUGCCCUGAGGGCACAGAGUUUGAAGCUGGAGAGAUAGAUUUUUAUGAGAGACCAAAUGGAGGUAAAACUGAAACUUCAAGAGAUGAUGUAUUUACCAGCAAAGGGAAUAGCUAUGAAGCUCCGGAAAGAAGGAUAUAUGACAACCAUAAUGAUAUACAAACUCGUAUUCAGCAUUUAGAGCUUGAGCUAUCCUCAACACUUCAGUCCCUAGGAUCCAAGAGCCAAGAGUUCAGUUCAAAGGAGGUUCUUGGCAGAUCCCCUAGUGAUUUGCAGAAGCUUUCUGAUGCACGGGAGUUCCAGGAGAAUGAUAUCAUAAAUGUUCAGAGGAGAUUACGUUCCAUACGUGCUAAACUUGCAAUACUUGAGGGGAAAAUGGCGUUAGCAUUGAAUGAUGUGGAGAAGUUGUUGGCAAUGAAGCAGAAGAGGAUUGAUGGUGCUAGCAAAACUUUACAGUUUCUUCGUACUACUCAGAUUUUUUGGCAUAACCCUGCCUCAAUGGUUCUUCUAACUGGCUCGUUUGAUGGAUGGACAACUCAGAGGAAGAUGGAGAAAUUGCAGACUGGUGUUUUUUCUAUAAGCCUUAAGUUGUAUCCAGGCAGCUAUGAGGUGUGUGCAACCCUUGUAAUGUAAUAUCAAAUUCAUAGUUGAUGGCAAAUGGAAGGUUGAUCCUUUGAGGCCCAUUGUUCACAGUGAUGGACAUGAAAAUAAUCUUCUCAUUGUCACGUAACAGCAAGUGGCAGAAAAGUUACUCUAGGAACUGAAAGAUUAUUAACUGAUCCUAUGUGGUAAAGAAUAUUGACUUUGUAUUGUUGUAGUUGUAGAGUAAGUUGUAACUGCUCCAUACAGUUCUACAUCGCUCCAAAAAAAUGAUUGAUCAUGUAAUAGUAGGUUCUAUAGUAGAAUUCUGUAGUUUCAUUCUCCCAUUCUUUGACAUAACUGGUAUAAAAUCUGAUUCUCCCAUUCUUUGACACUACUGGUAUAGAAUCUGAUUCCUGGAGA